Lizanozyma spartinae is the source of this 2817-nucleotide messenger RNA. It is a transcript of the gene AGE1, whose product is annotated as Age1p. Gene Ontology annotation, biological process: intra-Golgi vesicle-mediated transport. Gene Ontology annotation, cellular component: trans-Golgi network; endosome. NCBI's taxonomy places the organism in Eukaryota, Fungi, Ascomycota, Pichiomycetes, Serinales, Debaryomycetaceae. The transcript has a single exon. The coding region runs from base 1 to 2817 and encodes 938 amino acids. The record is from RefSeq and is a predicted model, not a curated record. Gene Ontology annotation, molecular function: GTPase activator activity.
AUGAGCGUUCUAGGCUUCCCGUGGCAGGCUCUGAGAUGUGAACAAGUACAAUUGAGUAUUGUCAAAGUAUCGUUAAGCAACGAAGAUGAUAGUUAUCGGAUUGUGGCUAACUUAGUGGACUGUACCGUUACAAAGAUAGAGACAAAGACAAGCAAUAUAGUCCCACAUCAAUUCACAUAUAUACAGAAUGAUGAAGUACCAGACCAAUCAGGAUCGGGAUCAGGAUUUGCUUCUGCAUCCGCUACAGCUUCCUCACCAGUGGUGCUUCAAGUGCCUUAUGAGUAUCAGACUAUUAAGUUUCAUGUGACAUUCGAGUACCUUCCCCCACACGGUUCCAUACUUAUCCUUAAGAAACACAGUAAACAACACGGCGAUACAACAUUUGCCAGCUUACAUCAAACGCUAGUUAGUGGAGAUGUUAUUGAGAGCGAAUUGUCUCGUAUAGCCCUUUCCAAACUCACUACUAGCUCCAAAUCAGUGGUUUUAAGUGAUAGUUUUGAUGACCUUGAAUCAGGGAUGACAUCGAUAUCGUUAUGGUACUAUUCUAACACUGAAGAUUACAUUCCGUUGUUUAGAAGCAAAGUGUAUUUUGUGGGUACUGCUUCCCCCACAGUUACAGCUGCCUCCCCUGCAGUUACAGCUCCUCCUGUUGCAGCUGCGUCUGCUGCACCCAUCAAGAACAUUGCAUUCACGUUGUCGCAAUAUAGACGAGCUUUUGGCUUCAAUAUCGAAGAUGGACCCGAGCUAAGAAAGACGUUAAAAGCCUAUGAAGAUUCAUCCGCUGACGUGAAGAAGGUAUUCUCCCAUUUACAUGAAGAAUUAAAGUCGUUGGAAAAUACUAUGAAGAAGCUCAGAUUGAACAAACAAAAAAUAUGUGAUACCUUUAAAACAUUCAUUAGUCAUCAUGGCAACCCUAUUUUGAAGAGGCUUUCAUUUGAAAAGGAAUUUGAAGCCAAAUUUCUAUCGAUGUUUGAGUUAUUUGAAGCCAACAUUCAAUUCUUUCUUAGUAGCAUAAUGGAAGUUAAAGAAGUUCAAAAGCUAAUUAUGGACGAAACGUAUUUUUCCCAAAGUGAGUCUUUAAAGAAGACAUUUGAAGGGAAUUCUAAAGAUUAUUAUAGUUGGUUGAAAGUAUAUCUUACUAAUGAAAAGGAUAAACCUGAAUCCAAAUUAUUAAUUAAAAGAAAAACUUUUGUUAGUUCCAACUUUGAUUAUUUGGAUCACUUAAUAUCUCCAAUUUCCAAUCCUAUUUUUCUAAGAAUUUUAGGCAGUUUAUUUGCGUUUACCGGUGGUGAUGAAGAUUUCGACAAGACUGCUAUAGAUAAUGCUUUGGAAAAGAAACCAUUACAAAAACCUUCAAACUCAAAGUACUACAUUUAUAUUAACGUGGCAUCCCAGUUUCUAAGUGAACGAUUGCAAUUUAGGAAAAUGAUUUCCAAAUGCAAGAAUAAUGAACAAUUAACAAACCUAAUUAGUCAUUAUCUGUUGAAUAACUUCCCACAAGAAACCAUAAUCAUUACCCCAUCAAAUUUGGAUUUGGUAUUCAAAGAUUUCACCCAUAACCCCAAUGAUGAACCAUCACAUCAAUUGACAGACAACCAAGGAGGAAGAGAUACAAGCAUCUCGGACAGCGAAAUGUCAGGUAUACUAUACAAAUUAGGUGGUAAGGGUAAACCUGGUUGGCAUAAAGAAUUGGUUAUUUUGAAAGAUGCUUUGCUUUCAGAAUACUCUGAUUGGAGGAAAGCCAAGAUUCCCAGUAGUCCACCUAUUGAGAUAGUUCUUGCAAAUGUUAAACCUGUGGUUUACGAAAAGAGACAGAAUUGCUUUGAAUUAAUAACUCCAAGCGGUCACAAACACAUUUUCCAAGCCAUUAAUGAAGAUGACUUAAAUAAAUGGUUAAAGGCAAUAGCCAAUGCCAAAUCCAUGAAUACUUCAAAGUUUGCAUUGUUGCACGGUUCCGAUCCAUCUCCUAGUUCCAUACAACACAAUCAUAAUAAUAGGAAGGAAAUAACCUAUGCCCAUCGUCUUAAGUUGAAUACCAAUGUUGCCGAGGGAACAGGAGCAUCUGCGUCGCCGACUUCAUUCAAAUCAUCGCCUGUGACAAAAAACUACUUAUCAAAUGUUAGACUGGUUCCGGAUGGGAACAAUUCAUAUUGUGUUGAUUGUAAUUCCAAGGAAUCUGUUGAGUGGGUGUCGAUUAAUUUAUUAUGCUGUUUCUGUAUACGAUGCUCAUCUUGUCAUCGGAAUUUGGGGACCCAUGUAUCCAAAAUACGAUCUUUAGUAUUAGAUUACUUUGAUGGAGAAGUAGAAGAGUUGCUUAACUUUGUUAACAACAAGAAUGUCAAUGCAAUUCUCGAGGCAAAUGUUCCUCCGGGGAUGAAACCUUCUCCCAAUUCCUCAGAUGAACAAAGACUCCGGUAUGUCAAGAUGAAGUAUGUUGAAAAGAAGUUCUUAUGUACUGCUAAUGAUGUUGAACCGCAUCAAGAGAUCACUGUUUCACUCAUUCGUCUGGUUCAACAAAUAAAUAUGUUCAAAGUCCUUCAGCUUUAUCUUAUGGGCGGAGAUAUCAAUGCCACGGUUCAAUUAUCUAAUCAUGAACAAGUCCCGUUGGUGGAAUACUCACUUCGGAAGUACAUUGAGGUGGAAGAUCCAACUACAAGAGCCUUAAAGAAAUUGUUUGUGGUCACUGAGUUCAUGGUUCUUAAUGGGUGCAAACUUGAUACCAUCAAGUCAUUCAAUCCAGCCCUUCAGCUUACACCUGAAGCAAAGACUUAUUUUAAGAAUAGAGCAGCCAAGUUGGGUUAUGUCGUAGCGAGUUAG